AAAUGUAUUCUGUCCCCAAAUUACUACAUUAACCUUGGUAAAAACCGUAUUCUUGGCGUUUUCUGAGCGAACAAAAUCAUAGGUCACAGGCCAAGGCUUCCGAGGCACCUGUUCUGUUGACUUCGACCUUAAGGAUCUUGACUGGGUCUUGCUAAAACCGGACGGACUGAGGCUGCUAGAGCUACAGACGGCCGACGAGGGAGGUUUUUACCGAGAGGAGUAAAGGAGGAAGUACUCGGGAGGGCUGGAAGAACUCUGGAACGGACGAGAUGGUACCACUGCAGCAGGUUACUGUGGGAAUGUUGGCGGGGGUGAUCGCACUGGUUCUCUUCUCUACCGCUGAUGCUCAGCACGGAUCAUGGGGAUACACCGGUGACUCGGGUCCUUCCACGUGGGCCACCAACUUUCCCAACUUCUGUAACGGACAGAAGCAGUCGCCCAUCGACGUGAGCACCAAAACGGCGACGCAGAAGUCAUUCCAACCUCUGAACUUCAAGGGCUUCGACACCCCGCCGGCCGACGCACAAAUGCGCAUCAAGAACAACGGACAUGCCAUACAAGUGGAUCUACUGUCCAAGACUGGCAAGACGGACAACUACCAAAUAUCUGGCGGAGGACUACCGGGCACGUACAAUGUGCUGCAGUUCCACUUCCAUUGGGGGUCGGAGCACACCAUCAACGGAAAACGUUACGACGCCGAGAUGCAUGUGGUGACUUACAAUGCCAAGUAUCCAUCAGCUUCGGAAGCCGCUAAGGUGUCCCCAGACGGGUUUGCUGUGUUGAGUGUGCUACUGGAGGCCACUUCGAAGACGGCAAACCCUGGGAUGCAGAACAUCGUUUCACAACUUUCAAAUGUUCAAAACAAAGGUAUGAACUACACGUACCCGACGUCUUUCUCCAUCAACUCUCUGUUUCCCGCCGACAAGGCGAACUACUGGCGCUACAUGGGCAGUCUCACCACGCCGAAGUGCAACGAAGUCGUCGUCUGGACCAUUUUCAAAACUUCCCUCAAGAUUUCUCAGGCUCAGGCCAACGCCCUGAAGACUAGCUGCUAUUUCAACCCCGCCGGGGACCAGGAACAACAGCCGCUGAACAACAACUACCGGCCCACCCAGCCGCUUAACGGCCGUACCGUGUUCGACUCCUCUAACACGAGCGGCGUGCCUCAGCUGGCCCCCACAGUCCUGGCUCUCUUCAUCGCCCUGUUAUCAUCCACGGCGCUGCAGUUAUAAACAAGACUCUUUGGUUGCUGCUGUUUAAUUUUACGUUUUGGCAACGCCAACGGCCGGAGCCGUUAGUAUCUUGUACCCGCUAUUUAAACUUGCCCACAAAAAUAAAAGCUACAACUUAACUUCUCAAGCUAAAGCAAGUUGUAGUUUGAUAAGCCUAUGUGUUGCUCACCUCAAACUUUCGAAUUCUAUGAGUGAUAACCCCAAAAAAUGAACUGAUGGAGCGAGGCGAAUCUUGCUAGAGUUACAGCAAGACUUUGUUGCAUCAAACAUAUAACUUAUCAUUAGUGACAUAAGCACGGCAAAAAUCGCAAGAGAGUUGGGCAUGACAUGCUAAAAAUGUAGGAAGCUAUUUAUAACUGACGUCUAUGUAUAGAUGUCUAUAUACUGUUCUGGAAAAAUUUGAAAAAAAAAAGUCACCCGAAAAGGCAGAAUAGGUAAGAAAUUAGAUACAAUUUCAUAUGACUGCAAAAUGUAUAUGUGUGUAGCUAUAUGUGGAAAUCUAAAUGUUGCGCAAGAAAAAAAAAAGUAUAUAUGUGAAUAUCGUAGAAUAAGUGUUUGUGGUGUCAUGUUGUGAUAUGUUAUUGGGCAUGCUCUGGUGAUAAAAGUGCGAUAGUCGACAAUCAUCCGCUUGCAAUACCCUAACCCUAAACCCUGACCCUACCCCGACUCAGAUAUAGGCCAUCAUUGAAACGUAGCUACCAAUGUAAUAUGGAAACUAGGUUUUGAUACGAAUUGCCUUGUAUUAUACGGCACUAGUUAGAGGGGCAAACCAUUCCGUUUAAAAAAAACAUGGUAAGGAAACAUACACAGUACAACAGUCAAGAAAGUUCAUCUG
Branchiostoma belcheri (Belcher's lancelet) is the source of this 2067-nucleotide messenger RNA. Its product is annotated as carbonic anhydrase 2-like. The transcript has 9 exons. The coding region runs from base 270 to 1232 and encodes 320 amino acids. Gene Ontology annotation, cellular component: plasma membrane. NCBI's taxonomy places the organism in Eukaryota, Metazoa, Chordata, Leptocardii, Amphioxiformes, Branchiostomatidae. The record is from RefSeq and is a predicted model, not a curated record. Gene Ontology annotation, molecular function: zinc ion binding; carbonate dehydratase activity.